This is a messenger RNA of Exserohilum turcica Et28A, 1705 nucleotides long. Its product is annotated as glycosyltransferase family 62 protein. NCBI's taxonomy places the organism in Eukaryota, Fungi, Ascomycota, Dothideomycetes, Pleosporales, Pleosporaceae. Gene Ontology annotation, cellular component: mannan polymerase complex. Gene Ontology annotation, biological process: protein N-linked glycosylation; cell wall mannoprotein biosynthetic process. Gene Ontology annotation, molecular function: alpha-1,6-mannosyltransferase activity. The record is from RefSeq and is a predicted model, not a curated record. Bases 1 to 1581 code for a protein of 526 amino acids. The transcript is spliced from 6 exons.
AUGGUGGUUGCACUGCGACUGCGACUGCGACUUGGACUUGGACUUGGACCUGCACUCGGCUCGCAACACCACGUCGCCUAUCGCGCCCUUGCCUCAUCUGCCCGUCUGCCGCAAGCAACGUUCCAGAACCUGCGAGCUUCUUGGCCGUGUCCUCACCAUACAAAUAGUCGUCCUGCCCCGACCCUCGCGCCCCAGGCGCCCCCAACCGCCAAACUGGAGCAAUCCUACUCGCCGCCGCGUCACUCGCAGAGGGAAACUAGCAACAAGGACUCGGUGAGAGCGCGCAGCUCCUCGAUACGGCUGUCCCAGGCGAGAGGCGAGGACGUGGAUAAGGAGCCCCCGGCCAGGUCCCCGCUCACCAUGCUGGCCGGCAAAGGAUACUCGUGGAAGGCUGCCCAGGCAAAGCUGCCGCCAUCGCGCCACCUUGUCCACACGGCGCGCAACCCCAAGUUCCUGCUGUCUGUUGGCCUCCUGGCUGCUGUUAUCUUGCUAUGGCGGUCCAUGGGCUCUGCCACGGGCGAGCUGCAGAGGUUCUACUGCUUCGGCCCCUCCAAACCACCCAUGCAUAUGACGGCAAACGAGCACGAAGACUGGCACGCACACCUGACGACGCCCGUCAUAUUCAACCACCACAAACCAAUCGAGGUCAAUGCCACGCACAUCCAGCACAUUGACCUCAACCCAAUCAAGUCGACUGUCGACGCAGUCAAGAACAAAGAGCGCGUCUUGAUCCUUACCCCACUUCGCGAUGCUGCCUUUUACCUACCGAAACACUUUGAUCUUCUCGCCCAACUGACAUACCCGCAUGAGCUGAUCGACCUGGCAUUCCUCGUGGGCGACACGACAGACGAUACAGUGGCAACACUGGCAAAGGAGCUGGAGAGGAUACAGAACAACCCUGAAAUAGCCUUCAGGUCAACCAUGAUUGUCGAAAAGGACUUUGGUGUUACGCUCUCGCAAAGCGUCGAGGACAGGCAUGGCUUUGAGGCUCAGGGUCCGCGAAGGAAAGCCCUGGGUAAGGCGAGAAAUUAUCUCCUCUCGGCUGCCCUGAAGCCAGACCACAGCUGGGUCUACUGGAGGGAUGUGGACAUUGUCGACAGUCCGGCAAAGAUUAUUGAGGACUUUGUGGCGCACGAUCGCGACAUCCUCGUCCCCAAUGUAUGGUUUCACAGAUACAAGGAAGAAAACGGCAAGAUGGUUGAUAUUGAAGGACGAUUCGACUACAACUCCUGGCAAGAAUCUCCCCAAGGUCUCAAACUCGCAGCUUCUCUGGACAAGGACGUCGUCCUUGCCGAAGGCUACAAGCAAUACCCUACCAACCGCCGUUACAUGGCCAAACUCGGCGACUGGCGCGCCGACAAGGACGAGGAGAUGCCUCUCGACGGCAUUGGUGGAGUCAACAUCAUCGUAAAAGCAGAUGUGCACCGGUCGGGAAUCAACUUUCCCUGCUACGCCUUUGAGAACCAAGCCGAAACCGAAGGCUUUGCCAAAAUGGCAUUGCGAGCGGGCUACGGUGUCUAUGGACUGCCAAACUAUGUCGUAUGGCACAUUGACACGGACGAGAAACCGGGAAAUGCCUAGAAAAUGAGCAAGAAACAAAAAAAAGACAUUGCGUAGUGAAAGAAAGGAUAAAAACAACGACAACAAUAUAUACCCCCAGGGAGUCGGGCGCACGCAUUGCAUGGGUUGUUGGCUGUGGCGGCGC